AUGUCCAAUAAUGCGGGCAGGUAUCUGAAUCUUCAUAGUGAUGGGACGAAUCUUACUCCUCCAUUAGUCGUUAACUACAAUGAAUAUUUAAUAUUGAAUAUUGAAAAUUUUUUAAUAUUGAAAUUUAAUAUUGAAAAUUCGCAACGCUUGAAUUUGAGACGACCUAAACUGUUCAUUUCAACCAAGCAGAAUUAUUUUAUUAGCUGGACCGAAACUGAGGAUGGCUGCAUUUUCCAUGAUUCUUUUGAUGGUGAUAUCAGAGCGAUAGCGAAUGAUUUACGCCAGAUUGAUGGGUUGCGUGAUUUUAUAAUAAAUCCGGGAUUAUCCAUUUGUGACAAUAUUAAGCUGAACGUUUUUAACGUUCAUCAUCAGCCGACUUUUAUACUGACUACAGGGUAA
This is a messenger RNA of Brugia malayi, 399 nucleotides long. Its product is annotated as ShTK domain containing protein. Lineage: Eukaryota; Metazoa; Nematoda; Chromadorea; Rhabditida; Onchocercidae. Bases 1 to 399 code for a protein of 132 amino acids. The transcript has 3 exons. The record is from RefSeq and is a predicted model, not a curated record.